AUGAUGUCUUAUGGAGAGAGAUUGGGGGGUCCGGCUGUCUCCUCAGUCCCGGUCUGCGGGGGACACAUGAUGCAUGGGACAGCCUUUGCCUAUGUCCCCAGCCCCCAGGUCCUGCACAGGAUCCCAGGCACCUCAGCCUAUGGCUUCCCCAGCCUGGGCCCCGUGGCCCUCACUGAGCACGGCUGUCCCUUUGGGGAGGUUCUGGAACUCCACGACCCAAUGCCAGUUAAGCUGGCCUUGGAUGAUGGGAAACAGCCAGAGUCUGGGUGGCCCCAGAAGCUGCGCCGGAUUGGGGUGAACAUCCUCAAGGUCCCCCUGAUGCUCACAUUCCUGUACCUCUUCGUCUGCUCCUUGGAUGUGCUCAGCUCUGCCUUCCAGCUGGCCGGAGGAAAGGUGGCCGGUGACAUUUUUAAGGACAACGCCAUUCUGUCGAACCCGGUGGCUGGGCUGGUGGUGGGCAUCCUGGUGACUGUGUUGGUCCAGAGUUCCAGCACUUCGACAUCCAUCAUCGUCAGCAUGGUCUCCUCUGGCUUGCUGGAAGUGAGCUCCGCCAUCCCCAUCAUCAUGGGCUCCAACAUCGGCACCUCUGUCACCAACACCAUCGUGGCACUGAUGCAGGCGGGCGACAGGACAGAGUUCCGGCGGGCCUUCGCGGGGGCCACGGUGCACGACUGCUUCAACUGGCUGUCGGUCCUCGUCCUACUGCCCCUGGAGGCUGUUACCGGUUACCUGCACCACGUCACCGGCCUUGUGGUGGCCUCCUUUAAUAUCCGCGGCGGUCAGGACGCCCCCGAUCUGCUCAAGAUCAUCACGGAGCCCUUCACGAAGCUCAUCAUCCAGCUGGACAAAUCCGUGAUCACCAGCAUCGCCAUCGGGGAUGAGUCCCUGCGGAACCACAGUCUCAUCAGGAUCUGGUGCUCUUCGGACACCGCAGAGGCUCCCAGGUCCUCGGCCAACUCCAGCCGGACUCUGGGAAACGCUAGCUUGGAGAAAUGUCACCACAUGUUCGUGGAUACGGGGCUGCCCGACUUGGCCGUGGGGUUGAUCCUGCUGGCCGGCUCCCUGGUGGUGCUCUGCACGUGUCUCAUUCUUCUGGUCAAGAUGCUUAAUUCCCUGCUCAAAGGCCAGGUAGCCAAGGUCAUCCAGAAGGUCAUCAACACCGACUUCCCUGCCCCCUUCACUUGGGUCACCGGCUAUUUUGCCAUGGUGGUGGGUGCUGGCACGACCUUUGUGGUGCAGAGCAGCUCAGUGUUCACCUCGGCCAUCACCCCGCUCAUUGGCCUGGGCGUGAUCAGCAUCGAGCGAGCCUACCCGCUCACCCUGGGCUCCAACAUUGGAACCACCACCACUGCCAUCCUGGCCGCCCUAGCCAGCCCCAGGGAGAAGCUGUCCAGCGCCUUCCAGAUCGCCCUGUGCCACUUCUUCUUCAACAUCUCGGGCAUCCUGCUGUGGUACCCGGUGCCCUGCACGCGCCUGCCCAUCCGCAUGGCCAAAGCGCUGGGCAAGCGCACCUCCAAGUACCGCUGGUUCGCUGUCCUCUACCUCCUCCUCUGCUUCCUGCUGCUGCCCUCGCUGGUUUUCGGCAUCUCCAUGGCCGGCUGGCAGGCCAUGGUAGGGGUGGGCGCUCCCUUCGGGGCCCUGCUGGCCUUCGUGGCCCUGGUCAGCGUCCUGCAGAGCCGCGACCCAGGGCGCCUGCCCAAGUGGCUGCAGACGUGGGACUUCCUGCCCGGCUGGAUGCAUUCCCUGAAGCCCCUGGACCGCCUCAUCACCCGCGCCACCCUGUGCUGCGCCCGGCCCGAGCCCCGCUCCCCGCCGCUCCCCGCCAGGGUCUUCCUGGAGGACCGACCCCCGGCCACCCCCUCUCCGCGCCUGGCGCUGGCGGCUCGGCACAAUGCCACGCGCCUCUAG
Messenger RNA from Sorex fumeus (smoky shrew), 1908 nucleotides. It is a transcript of the gene SLC34A1, whose product is annotated as solute carrier family 34 member 1. The transcript has 12 exons. Gene Ontology annotation, biological process: sodium-dependent phosphate transport; intracellular phosphate ion homeostasis. Bases 1 to 1908 code for a protein of 635 amino acids. Gene Ontology annotation, molecular function: sodium:phosphate symporter activity. The record is from RefSeq and is a predicted model, not a curated record. Gene Ontology annotation, cellular component: vesicle; apical plasma membrane; brush border. NCBI's taxonomy places the organism in Eukaryota, Metazoa, Chordata, Mammalia, Eulipotyphla, Soricidae.